This is a messenger RNA of Onthophagus taurus, 510 nucleotides long. NCBI's taxonomy places the organism in Eukaryota, Metazoa, Arthropoda, Insecta, Coleoptera, Scarabaeidae. The record is from RefSeq and is a predicted model, not a curated record.
CUGGAUUAGGUACCUAUUUGUAAAAUAAAUAUAUAUGUAUCUUAUUCUCUUGUAGCAGAAAAUGUCAAAAGGUUGCGCCAUUAGUGGAUGCAUACAAAGGUAUGGAAGUUUUUACCGAUUUCCAAACCCACAAAUGUAUCCAGAAAUGUAUCAAAGAUGGGUUUUAUGUUGUGGGCGAGAAGACCUGCUUCAGUAUGAACAGUUGAGGGUUUAUAAUAAUUUUCGAGUGUGUGAGAAGCAUUUUCGACGAGAGGAUGUAGGACGUAACAACAAAUUGUUAAAAGGAGUAGUACCAUCGUUAAAUUUACCAGGAUAUCAGUACUUAGAAGUCAGUACUUCAAAGGCUUCGAAUAACACGCCCACUACUCCACAUGCAGAUAUAGGAGUUCAAAUUGCUUCAACAUCCACCAGUGCAAUUUCAUUGGAGACUCCAGGUAAGAAAUUAUGUGUUUUAUAAAUCGUUUAUUUUGAAAAGCUCCCCAUUUUUUAUUUUCUAUAUGGUUAAAUUAC